Gadus chalcogrammus (walleye pollock) is the source of this 4505-nucleotide messenger RNA. RefSeq lists its product as uncharacterized. The transcript has 8 exons. NCBI's taxonomy places the organism in Eukaryota, Metazoa, Chordata, Actinopteri, Gadiformes, Gadidae. The record is from RefSeq and is a predicted model, not a curated record. The coding region runs from base 2021 to 4450 and encodes 809 amino acids.
ACGGUGUGGGGUUAUCUCGGCCGUGUUGGAGAAGGAACUGGGGGAUAGGAACGUUGGCUUUGACUCUCUAAAGUCCAGAGACUGAACCGUUACAUGGAGGAGGAAGGGGCGAAGUCCACAUGUUAUUUCUCCGACGCUCUGUUGUUCCGACUUCUCGUCGUAUGCGGACGAGUCCAGCCGGAUGAGUCCGCAUACGACCGAGAGGUCGGAACAGAGCGUUGAAUACCUUUCCACCAAUUCCUUCAACACCAUAGCCGAGAUAACUUCCACUGUGAGUCUUUACUUGUUGUAGAAGUACCAGAGAGUCGGGAGAACCCGGCGGCGCAAUGAAUGAAUAAAGAAAAAAACUUUUAUUUUUAGGUGACAUGGAGAGACGUCAGCGUAACAGGUGUAUCAGUUCACACCGCCACCGUCUGAAUGUUUCUUUAUUAGAACAAGCACAACCACAACACUCCCGGAGCAGUGAGCCCAGUGCAGCCUCCCGAAGCCCCGGCGGAAGGCUUGCCAGAUCGGGCCCGAUUUCCCGCCCCUAGCGCGCUGCAGCUAGGGUUGCCAGAUUGGGCAGCGCGCUGCAGCUAGGAUUGCCAGAUUGAGCGGGAAAUCUGGGCCAAUCUGGCAACCCUGGCGCCGAGACGCUUUAGAAACGGCGUAAAACUAUUAAGCGGCCGUGAGACGGGCGUAGAACGCUGCCGGUGUAAAUCAGUGCACAUUGUUUCCAGUUAGCUAGACUUCUAGCCCAUGUUGAAAUUAGUGACAUUUUAAAACUUUCAUUUCUCAUCAUCAGUUCGGGUAAAGUUCUCCAUUCCUGAAGACAAGACCUUGACAGUGACCGAUGAUGGAGGAACUGAAGUCGAUGCUGAUGUGUUUCCAGAGUUGGUUACAAAGGACGUGUGCUUGGUCAUUCAUGAUUCUGAAGGAGUUGGUGAAGAAUGUUCUGCUGGAGAAGCCUGGUGGUGCAACAGUCCUGAAGGAGUACGAGGACACUGGGAAAAUAUGUGACAGUUCCAGACGGCAGAUGGUGAACAUUUUAGCAGCACACAUGACAGAAAAAGAGGGGAGCAUUUCUAUGAUGCCCAAAGUGGAUCAGGCUUCCUGGCUUGGAGACUCAAGACUAUUCAACGGAAGACCAAAUAUCAUCCCGAGUCAUCUAGUUCCCCUAAGGCUGCUGUUGUGAUGGGAGGUGGUCCAACACUCGUCAGAGACAACAGUCAAGAAGAUCAGCUUCAGGAUGAGCAAUGCAAAGAGGCCAUUUCCUUGAUGACUCAUACCAACGAGCGUGACACCAUCUUCCAGAAGAUGCAAGAAACCUUCCAUUUCCGGCAGGGGCUCAUCCACAAUCCUGAAACCUCGGCAUCAGUCCUGUCCAUGUUCCCAAGACUUUUGGACACAAAAGGAUUGGUUCUUCAAGACUUCAGCCUUCUCUUCGGAGCAGAAACAGCAGCCAGACUUCUGGAAAGGUGGCCCUCAUACAAACCAAAGUUGAUAAAAGAAGCCGCUGCCCUGGUACAGACCCCGUUAUUGCAACGCCUUUUACAAUCUGCCAGAGGGGAACAAGUGGAGUCAUCUGCAGAUUACCACCCAGGUUGGGACAGCGAUAUGUCCACUUUACUCCUCCUGUUACACAUCCUGUCACUUCAGCCAGCUGGGAGGAAAAGGGGUCACAAGAUCAGUGCAAGGGAUGCCAUUGACCACCUGGUCGUUUUUCACAAGUCAUGCCGGAGUCUGGAUGAACAUUUGGAUUCUGAUGAACGUCAACAGCCGUAUCUGCUUGCCUCUGGAACCACCAAACGAGCCAUCAGCGCCUUCUACAUCGCCAUGGAUAAGAAGCUCAUCCCAUGCCAGGGAAACGCAUCUCUUGCAGCAUUCGAUGAACUUUUCAAGGUCCAUUUUGUCUUCAGUUUGAAUUACGAUGAGUCUCUUCGCAGUAUGUACACGUUUAUCCAGACAACGAUCUACAACAUUGAUGUGGGAUCAACCAAAGAGAGUCCGAAACUAAAAGAGUUGCGGGCAAAGUUGCUGCAUGAUGUAUAGGUGUUACAUUUGUAGGACACUACUUGGCUCUAGUGGGGCCUUGGUUCAACACCUUAAACUGUUACAUGGGUUGUAUCCUGGCAAAAAGUUAAAUUUAAUAUGUGCUCAGGAUGGUUGUUGCUUAGAAUUUAGAAGUUACUCUGGUUUCCGCAAACACCUGAAACGUGUACACUGCAACAUUAAUGUGACUGAACCAGGUUUGACAGAUGAACCCCAACCUAGCACAUCUUUAGGUACGCCGGCUCUGCCUCCAGAUGGAUGUGCCCCCUCUGUCCAAACUUCUGACUUAAAUCCUGACUUAAUCAAUGAAAGGGAAUGUUCUUUAGAUUCAAAACAUAUGUGUGCUUCUGUUAUUGCGAAGUUGCAGGGUAGUGGUGUGGCAAAUACUGUUAUUUUGUCAGUUGUAGAAAGUAUGGAGGAAUGUUUAAAUGAUAUCCACACUUCAAUAAAGCGUCAGGUCUUAGAGGUCGUGCCAGAGGGUAACCCGAGCAGAAGUGCAGUAGAGGAAGUGUUAGAAAAUUUGGAGAACCCUUUUGCUGAUCUCAACACCGAUAGCAAAUGGAAAAAAUAUUUUUAUUCCAAAUGGGGAGUUGUACAACCUGUAGAGGUGCAUUUAGGAGUAAGAUACGAUUCUAAGAUAAACAGAAUUUCUGGAAAUUACAAACAGGUACCAGUUAACGACACUUUCAUCUAUGUGCCUUUGUUUAAAACGCUAGAGUUUAUUUUCAAAAACAAAAUUAUAUGCAGCCAUAUUCAAUCUUCUAAAUUCAGUGAUCUAUAUUCUGACUUCUGUGGUGGCUCUUAUUUUAAGAGUAAUCAGCUGUUCUCGUCCUGCCCUCAUGCCCUACAGAUUCAGGUUUAUUAUGACGAUUUUGAAACGGCUAACCCUUUAGGUUCUAAGGCGGGGUUGCAUAAGCUUGGAUGUUUAUAUUUUACACUCCGAAAUCUUCCACCUCAUCUCAAUUCAUCUUUGAUGAAUAUACAUCUAAUAUCUUUGUUCCACUCACAAGAUGCUAAGAAGUACGGCUUAAACAAAAUACUCAAGCCUUUUAUAGAUGAUGUGAAAAAACUUGAGGUUUAUGGGAUGGAAGUGUCUUUCACAAAAGAGCACCUCUAUGGCACAAUAUCACAGAUUACAGGUGAUAAUUUGGGUUUAAAUGGUAUCCUUGGGUAUGUGGAGUCUUUUAGUGCCACCUAUUAUUGUAGGUUUUGUGUUACAGACAAGGCCACAGCUCAGAGUGUAUUUUGUGAACAUGAUCCUAGAGUCAUUUUGCGAUCUAAAGAACUGAAUGAACAGCACUACACACAUCUUGAGAAUACUGGUGAUGGUUCAUGUUAUGGCAUCAAACGCAACAGCAUUCUUAAUGAGUUACGGUAUUUCAGUGUUGUAGAUAAUGUUGUCGUUGAUAUAAUGCAUGACCUCCUUGAAGGUGUGGCACAAUAUGAGGUUAAGCUACUGUUUGACUACCUGGCAAAGAAUUUCCUAUCCAGUGAACACAUAUUAUUGAGAAUUUAUGGUUAUAGCUAUGGAUACUUGGACCGUAAGAACCGGCCAACAAAGAUCAAUAUUCAUGGGAAUGGGCUUGGUCUUAAUGCCAGUCAAACAAUGUGUCUUUUGAGAAAUAUUCCACUCAUCUUUGCCAAUGUUGUUCCAGAAAAUGAUAAUCAUUGGAAUCUACUGUUGCUUCUGCUUGAUAUUGUGUACAUAGUCUUCUCACCUAACAUCUCUGAGGGAAUGACUGUCGACUUGAGGUCUCUUAUUGCCGAACAUCAUACGUUAUUCAAACAAAUUUACCCCACACACAAUCUUAUUCCCAAACAUCAUUUAAUGAUCCAUUAUCCCUCUGUUAUUAGAAAAAUCGGUCCUUUACUUCAUGUCUGGACCAUGAGAUAUGAAGCGAAGCACAGAUUUUUCAAAUCUAGCAUUAAAAACUUUAAAAAUGUGACAAAGCCUUUAGCAUUAAAACAUCAGUUAGCUAUUGCCUAUCAUUGGGAGGCGUUCACGGUUAGAGGUAUUGAAUCAGGACCAGUAAAAACCCAAAUGUUAAGUGAAUUAGAUGAAGGAGAGCUGGUCUGUGUAUAUUUUCAACUCGAUAGGUCCUCUACUGUAUCUUCAUGGGUGAAAUGCGACGGCAUUGACUAUCACAUAGGAUCUGCUGUGUGUGUAGAUGUUGAGGAAGAAAUGCCAUUGUUUGGUAAAAUUGUUUUAAUAAUCCUAAAAAAAGAGGCUAUACAUUUUGUUCUUAUUGAGUUAAAUUCUGUGUAUGUUGAGCAUCUCCAUGCCUUUCAAGUUGAAGAAAUUGACCAUAUGUACAUUGUAAAUCGAGAUGAUUUGCAGCAUCACAAGCCUUUCGACCUGCAGAUGUCCUAUGGCUGUUACGCAUUGUUUUAUAUUGUACCUGACUGCUGCAUUUUGUAAGAUGGCGUUGCUGCUGAAUUUUGUAAGAUGAUGUUUAAUUAAAAAAAGUCUAAUA